GCCGAGCCGGUUCGCUCGGGGCCCGCGGGGAUCGCCGGCCCCAGGCCCGGCCCCGCUGCGGGGCGGUCCCGGUAAUCCCGGGCCAUCUGGCGCUGUAAUCGGCUGAAUCUGGGGUUAGCUCCGGCGGAGCCUGCAGCUUCCGGCCGGAAAACCGGGAGCCGGGCUGUGUCCGUGGGCAGGAGAACCGGAGCCGGGCUGUGUCCGUGGGCAGAAGAACCGGAGCCGGGCUGUGUCCGUGGGCAGGAGAACCGGAGCCGGGCUGUGUCCGUGGGCAGGAGAACCGGAGCGGGGCUGUGUCUUGUUAGAAGCUUGUCUCUGAAAGACUGGAAAGGAAUACAGAGCAUAAUGACUACUGCGGAUGAUAAACUGCUUGGUGAGAAGCUGCAGUAUUAUUACAGCAGCAGUGAGGGUGAGGAUGAAGACAGUGAGAAGGAGGAUAAAGAAGGGGAGAGCAGCAUUCCUGAAAGUGUGGGCGAGGUGGAGCUCAGCAGCGAUGGCAGCGCUGUCAACACAGGUCCCAAGGGAGUGAUCAAUGACUGGCGGAGGUUUAAGCAGCUGGAGACGGAGCAGCGGCAGGAGCAGCGCAGGGAGAUGGAGAGGCUCAUCAAGAAGCUCUCCAUGACGUGCAGGUCUCACUUGGAUGACGAGGCUGAGCAGCAGAAGCAGAAAGAGCUUCAGGAAAAAAUCAAUGGAAAGAUGACUUUACAGGAGUACAGCAUGAUCCACAAUGAUGAGGAUGAUGAGGAAUUCUUGCAGCGCUACAGGAAGCAGCGAAUGGAGGAGAUGAGGCAGCAGUUGUACAGUGGGCAGCAAUUCAAGCAGGUGUUUGAGAUCACCAGUGGGGAAGCAUUUCUGGACACCGUGGACAAAGAGCAUAAGGGCACACUGAUCAUGAUCCAUAUUUAUGAAGAUGAUAUCCCUGGCACUGAAUCCCUGAAUGGCUGCAUGAUCUGCCUGGCUGCAGAGUACCCAGCAGUGAAAUUCUGCAGAGUGAAGAGUUCACUCAUUGGUGCCAGCACUCGCUUCACUAACAAUGCCCUGCCAGCCCUGCUGGUCUACAAGGCAGGGGAGCUCAUUGGCAACUUCGUGCGCAUCACCGACCAGCUUGGAGAAGAUUUUUUUGCUGUAGACCUGGAGGCUUUUCUGCAGGAAUGUGGUUUGCUGCCAGAAAAAGACCUGCUGCUCCUGACUUCUAUACAUAAUCCAUCUGCAUGUUACAGUGAAGACAGUGAUCUGGAAAUAGACUGAGCCAUUUAUGCCAAGGGCCCGUAGGUGUAGUUGUGCUGUGGGAUGUUCUUGUGCUAGGGAUUGUUCUCUCUCCUCCAUCGUGUGGGUAUGUAUUCCUCCCCUUCAAGCACUUUGACUUUUGCUCAUUAAAAAUAACAACAAAUUCCUAACAUUUUCUUAAAUUAAUUCCAUAGCUACAACUAAAACAGUCUCAUUUCUAUGCAAUUCAAAUGUGUUUUACUUAACACAAAGUUCUAACAUGAUUCAGUCGGUUUAGGAAAUUGUCUGUUGCAAUGUCUCAGCAUCCUUGCACGUUUCAAUUGAGAUGUGGCCACCAACUCCCUAAGACAAGACCUGAGACUGCAAAUAAAAGAGUUUUUAACAUUCAGGACUUACUAAUUUAGUGCUGAACUGCACCACUUACAAGUGUGAGGUCCCAUGUUCCAUUCCACAGUUUGCAGUCUCCUUCCUGAGAGUAUCUAACACUUGGCCUUAAAUUUUUGUUCCUUUCUCAGUUACAAAUAACAGCAACCCCUGGCUUCAUCCUGAGAAUUGCUUUUCAGCUGGAGAGAGUUCUUCUUCCCUUAACCUUCCCUGAGACAUAAAUGCAUUUACAGCUCUUAAUCCUUUCUUGGGUUCUAAAACCCAUCCUUGGAGUUCAUAGUAGUUACUUGAUGAGAAAAUGAGCUCUGCCUCUUCAGAGAGACUGCCUGCUACAAAGAGCUCCAGCGUGUGUGCUGAACAGCAGCAAGGAGAAUUUUGUUGGCAAAAUGCAGAAUUAGGACUUGAAUAACCUCAGAAUAUCAUCCCAUGCUAAAAUUACUAAAUCAGUGGUAAAGUUCUUUUCUGUCUGCCUUCAGGAGUAGUAAGUAGAGUAUCAUUUCCUAAAUACAUGACCCAAUGUAAUGCCAUGUUUAAUGAUUAAAUUUAAUUGCAAUUUUUAUGUAAAGCACUUUGGAACACCAGGAAGAAUUGCAAAUGUGUCUGUGGAUCCUAAUAGGAUCUUAAUAAGAAUGGAUCUUGGGCUGGGAAAAGAAGAAUUUCUAACUGUAUCUAUUUGAACUGUGUUUUAAAAAGUAGUAUGAGCAGAAAAAUAAAUAAUCUGUCGUUUAAAAUGA
Molecule: messenger RNA, 2345 nt
Organism: Haemorhous mexicanus (house finch)
Lineage: Eukaryota; Metazoa; Chordata; Aves; Passeriformes; Fringillidae
Gene: PDCL
Product: phosducin like
Exons: 5
Coding region: 346-1248 (300 amino acids)
Biological process (GO): regulation of G protein-coupled receptor signaling pathway
Source: RefSeq, a predicted model, not a curated record